This is a messenger RNA of Leucoraja erinaceus (little skate), 5055 nucleotides long. Its product is annotated as dnaJ homolog subfamily C member 5-like. The coding region runs from base 951 to 1547 and encodes 198 amino acids. The transcript is spliced from 8 exons. The record is from RefSeq and is a predicted model, not a curated record. NCBI's taxonomy places the organism in Eukaryota, Metazoa, Chordata, Chondrichthyes, Rajiformes, Rajidae.
UACUCCCCAUGAAAUAAAAAGAAUAGUGUGAUUAUGAAGCAGGCAAAGAUCCACAUCUCCAUUUUUAAAAGACCAUCCUUCCGAGUUGUAUCUUCACAGAAGGAGGAAAUCUAACUUCUAUGAGGAUCAUCAAAACUUCUGUGAUUUGGUCAGGUUCUGAUUUUUCAAAACACUUUUGCAAGACUCUUUUGCUCCUAUCUGUUUACAGCAGUCCUACUCUUGUAAUGAAGGUUAGGACACGGUACUUGUUUUAAAAUGUUGAAGUGUUCUGUUGCCAUGGUUUCCACAGACUUUUGUUAUGCAACACAGAUUACAAUGUCAGUUUGAAAUGGUGAAGUGUUCCAUUGCCAUGGUAACAGACAUGGUUCAUAUUAGAAUGUUAAAAUAACGAUCCUACAAGUUAAAUGGAUAUCACUAAGGCUUUUGGUAACAUUCUAAGGCAUUCCCACGAUUGAGGACUUAAACCCAGAAAUCAAUUAAGUCACAAAUUAGACAUUCCUUGGGUAUCAUAUGCUGCAAGUGAAGAAGAUUAUGCUGCGCCAUAUAUUAACAGAUAUAUGUGGGGCUUGCGGCUGCCGGGCAUGCGGACUGUGGAUCCUCAACCAGCUAUAUUGAAACACAGGAUGAAGAAGGAUUAAUUGUGAUUGGCAGAACACUCCUUGCAAGAGAUUUUGGGAGCCAAUAAUAUGGGUUUGUGAUACCAGUUACAGAUGGUAAAAUCUUGCAGUUAAACAGCAACUGACGAUAAAGAUCCAGAUACUAGUGUAACCUGCAACAAAUGAAUAUUGGCUGUGAUUAAAACCAGGUUUUAUGAUUGGAAGGCCAAUCAAAUACCUGCUUGAACAAAAUAAGGAAUAUAAUCCGAGUGACCUGUUUACCUCUUUACUGAGAACUGAGAGCAGCCGCUUUGUCUUCACUGCAGGCACCAGAUACAAGCACCUUAAGUUAAAAUGGCUGAUCAAAGACAGCGUUCACUUUCUACCUCAGGGGAUGCACUUUAUCAAAUUCUAGGUUUAGAGAAAGGAGCAUCACACGAGGAAAUAAAGAAAUCCUACAGGAAACUUGCUUUGAAACACCACCCGGACAAAAACCUCGACAAUCCAGAUGCCUCUGACAAGUUCAAAGAGAUCAACAAUGCUCAUUCAAUAUUGACGGAUAUUUCAAAACGGAACAUUUACGACAAAUAUGGCUCCCUAGGUCUUUACAUAGCGGAACAGUUUGGCGAAGAGAAUGUGAACACGUAUUUCAUGCUGUGUAGCCCGUGGGCAAAGGGUCUCUUUGUACUCUGUGGGGUGAUCACUUGCUUUUACUGCUGCUGCCUCUGCUGCUGCUGCUGUAACUGCUGCUUCGGUAAAUGCAAGCCUAAGCCUCCAGGAGGUGAAGAAUACGAAUAUUAUGUAUCAUCAGAAGACCUGGAGGAACAAAUCCGCAUGGACACGGACGUGGUUGCAGAUGGAGAGCCUCCAAUCGUUCUUCAGCCAACAAACGCAAAUGAGAAAACUCAGCUGAUUAGGGACAGUCGGCGAACCUACAACACAGAUGGGUAGAACCUGAGAGGACGGGAAGUUGAGCUGAAAUUCCAUGCAACCUUUACACUAGGAUGUGCCUUGGAGAGAAGUUGCAGUUUUCAUUUGGAAAAUUAAGCCAUCAGCUACCAACGUUUAAUCACUUAAAAGACACCGUCAAUUGUUUCCAGCAGUUUAAAGAAUUGAUCUACAACAUCAGUCUAAUAUUGCUCUGGACACUUCAAUAACAAAUUCCAUUUUUUCUCAUUUUGAUCUUAUAACAUUAUCGGGAAAUAAGCAGUCAUUUAUUUUUAAUUAUUCUGGUGAAUAAUGUGUUUAAUGUACUUCAACAGCCCAACCCCUCCUCAAAUUAAUUGUCAGGCUUUGUACAACAUGUAACCGAUUUCAUCGUUUUGGGUAAGACAAUAUAUUUAUUAAACAGACUCCAACAAUACCGGAAGAGAAAACCGACUCACUUCUUUCCACUUUACUCAUUACCCUAACAGAAAGUUGGAAUUUAAUCGUCUGCUACUAAAUAUUUCAGCAGGUCCGUUGCUUAUAACUGCAUUCUCUGUCUGUGCAAUAUUGGCACUGUUUGUCUAAAACCAAUAGACAUGCUCAUUGGUUUAAGUGCUGCUAAAAAUUGGGUUUCAAAUGCAAGUAGACAGAUUGGAUGAUCCAUGUCAAUAAACAAUGCUAAAGAUUUUAGCAGGGUGCUUCAGGUCAAAAUAAAAGUUCAUUAAAAUAAUUUUAAUAAAUGCAAUACAGAAAUGGUUUGAUGUGGCUUUAUAGCAUGUUCUGUAAUGUAUUUCCAACUGAUCUCAACUGUAACUUUGCCUGUCAUCUGCAUGUCUGCUCUGUAAAUUUAGGAUGCUGUAUUUUAGCUUUAACAAGCUACACAUUUCUCAAAUACCUGUUACUAAAAGGAAUAUUUUUUUUAUUUUGUGUGUAACAGGAUUAGACUAAUAUUGAAAGCUUUCUAAAGAUUGUAAUUGCUGUAUUUAUAGAGCUAUUGUAUUUCUGGAACAAAACUGUAUUAUGUUUUGUUGUUAAUAUCUCUGAAAUCUAAUGUCUAAAUGUCUGCUCUCUUAAAAUCAAAUAGAAGAGCAUUCUUUCAAAGGCUGGAUUUAUAUAUAUUUAUGUUCUGUUGUUACUUAUAUUGUACAUAUCCUAUUAGUUUUCACAAACCCUAGUUAACAACUUUUCUUUGCUUUGAGCAAUGUGAAAGCAUCAUCUGUUAUUCAUCUGUGAAGGAAGAGUGAAAUUGUAGUUUAGGAUAUUUUAAUGUUGGUUCAUAUUAUACAACACAUUCCCCUUGUAAGUUACUACUCUUGGCUGCAGUACUUCACAGAUUCCAAUAUUAUCUUGUUUCUCCCUCUCUUCCAAGACUUGAAAUUGUAAAAGUCUGGAAUGCUUUUGGAAACCUAUAUCCUGCACUAUAUUUGGCUACAUUGCUUGGCACAACUAUUUUAAAGUUCCACUGAUUAGGAACUUUGCAUUCAAUGCUGGUCUUUAUCAUUUCUGCCCACGUAAGCCUUGAAAUGUUGCAGCCCUGUUUCUGAGAAUACAUCACAAGCUUUACAGUUACUCAAAGAAAAUUUGUUUAAAUGUUGCAAAUAUGAUUUUUUUUUUUUAAUUUUCAAAUAUUCAUGCUUCCUGCAUUCCUGAGCAUUUCCAGUACUUUCUAUUUUGUGCCCUAUAAUUAAUUGUAUCACUUCUGAGAUGAUGAUUCCUGAUUAUAUUACUUUGACUAGAGUUUAUCCGUCAACAAAUAGAAAUAUAAAUAAAAAAUAAGAAUCUGCUUAGGUAUAAAUGUAAAGCACAGUUCUCAGAGCUAUUAGCAUGGCGAAUAAACAAUUAUUUAUAUAAAAAAGGUGAAAAAGAGGAAUGUCUGAAAGAACUUUUGAAGUAAUCACUUAAAGCAAUAUUUAUUUUCGAGUCAUAGAUUAACCCAACACAAAAACAGGCCCUUCGGCCCAACUUAUCCAAGCUGACCGAGGUGCCCCAUCUAAACUAGUCCCAUUCACCUGUGGAUUACUCCUAUCAUUCUAAACUUUUCCUAUCUACGUACGUGUCCAAAUGUCUUUUAAAUGUUGCUAUUGUACCUGCCUCAACGACUUCCUUUGGCAGCUUCUUCCAUAUGUCAACCACCAUCUUUGUAAAAACGUUGCCCCUCGAGUUCCUGUUAAAUAUGUUCCCUCUUAUCUUUCUAAUUCUUGAUUCUCCUACCAUGGGAAGAAGACCUUGACCAUUCACCAACCUCUUCCUAUAGCUCUAGCCCUCAAGUCCUGACAACAUUCUCGUGAAUCUUCUCUUUCCAGCUUAUCUUUUCUAUCACAGGGUGAUCAAAACUGAAUACAAUACUUCUAUAUUCAAUGCCCUGACUGAUGAAGGCCAACAUGCCAAAAACCUUCUUCACUGCUGCCACUUUCAUGAAACUAUGCAUUUGAGGGAAAUAUGUAUUUAUUUUACUUUUGCAUUUCAUGUUUAACCUAAUGUUUCUGUUCUGCUUAACAAAAAUACAUAACCACCAAAAAAAGGAAAGAAAAAUGUAAACAGGAAUAUUAUUUAAAAUAUAUGGCUGGAUUGGAUGACAAUAAUUAGGAAUAUUUCAGUAUUUAUGGUUUGUGUACACAUUACCUAUGUUAAAGAAUAUUAUUAAAAAGGUUACUGUUCUAAAAAGCUUGUACUUGCUCAAUGCUGACUAGAAAUCUCAUAUUUGAAUGUCUACGUUUCUUUCCCUGAUUAAGUUAGUAAAUGUUCUCAAUGUGUUUUCCAUGUCCAUAGCUUCAUAACAAGAAUGUAUAUUGAAAUUUGAAUAUGAACAAUUCUGCGCCUGGCGCUCUUACUGUUAAUUAAUCAAAACAUUUUUUGCUCCCUUUGAUUUCCAUAUUGCACUCUUAGAACAAGAUUCUGAUGCACACAUCUCUAUCCAUAAAAUAUAUAUUCAUGUCCCUGUUUAGGACAUUGUAUAUCUUUGUUUGAGUAAAUGUCUUGCAGAACGUGUGUGUUUAAUAUUCCCAGAUGUUCUACAUGGUUAGUGAGUUCACUACACCCAGAUGUUCUGCAUGCCAGCAUGUUCAACAUGCACAGAUGUUCCACAUGCCAGUGUGUUCAAUACAUCCAGAUGUUGUGCAUGGCCAAUGAGUUCAUUACACCCAGAUGUUCUGCAUGCCAGCAUAUUCUAUAUGCACAGAUGUUCCACAUGCAGCAUGUUCACUGUAUCUAGAAGUACUGCAUGCCAGUAGGUUCAAUAUGCACAGUUCCACAUGCAAGCAUGUUGGCUAUAUCCAGAUGUUCUGCAUGACAACAUGUUCAAUAUACACAUAUGUUCCACAUGCCAGCAUGGUCACUAUAUCUAGAUGUUCUACAUGCCUGCAUGUUCAGUAUAACCAGAAGUUCUAAUUGGUCAGCAUGUUCAAUAUGCCCAGACGUUCUGCAUGACAAGUGGCAAUAGCAAAUCAGUGAAUGCGGCUGUACAAUUGCAUUGACGAUCAUGGCAAUUAGCUCCCAUCAACUCUGUGGAGCUAUUUUCAUGCCCAAGAUAUAU